Molecule: messenger RNA, 1380 nt
Organism: Cucurbita moschata (crookneck pumpkin)
Lineage: Eukaryota; Viridiplantae; Streptophyta; Magnoliopsida; Cucurbitales; Cucurbitaceae
Product: D-amino-acid transaminase, chloroplastic
Exons: 5
Coding region: 74-1228 (384 amino acids)
Biological process (GO): carboxylic acid metabolic process
Molecular function (GO): catalytic activity
Source: RefSeq, a predicted model, not a curated record
AUACAGGAGGCCGGUCAGGUAUUCAGCAAUUGAACAAAACAUUUUCUCAAAUUAUCCUGAACAUUAAUCUCCGAUGAAUUCUCUGCAGUUUCUUCUCAAACCCAUUCCUCAGUCACCGAUCAGCGGUGCAGAACUCACUGCCCAUUCUCAAAGGCCGCUCGACAAAUCCUGCAAUUCUCGGCAGUUGUCUUUUAGAAGAUUCAGAAUUAGGUGUUCAAUUGCUGAUACCGUUGAUCGUAUUUCUGAUGCUCCAGUGCUUGGUAGUUCACAGGUGCUUGAAAGAUUAAGGGCAAGCCGAGAGAAUCAAGAAAACCAGCCACAAUUCCUUGCAAUGUAUUCCAGCGUUGUUGGGGGAAUUACGACAGAUCCAGCUGUUAUGGUAAUUCCAAUUGAUGACCACAUGGUUCAUCGGGGACAUGGCGUUUUUGAUACUGCUGCCAUAGUGGAUGGGCAUCUCUAUGAGUUGGACCAGCACCUCGACCGCAUUUUAAGAUCAGCAUCCAUGGCAAAAAUCAACCUCCCAGUUUCAUAUGAUCGAGAGAAGAUUAAAAAUAUACUCAUAAGAACUGCCAGUGCUUCUAAGUGUAGGAAUGGACAGCUUCGAUAUUGGCUCUCUGCAGGACCUGGAAAUUUUCUACUAUCUACUUCUGGGUUGCAUCAGCCAGCUCUUUAUGCAAUUGUAAUUCAAGGUAAGCCGCCAUCUCCUCCAAAAGGCAUCAAAGUCAUAACUUCAUCAAUCCCAAUGAAACCACCUCAAUUUGCAACUAUGAAGAGUGUAAAUUACCUUCCAAAUGUUCUUUCAAAUAUGGAAGCAGAAGAAAAGGGUGCUUAUACAGCCAUUUGGUUGGAUAGUGAGGGGUUCAUUGCUGAAGGGCCUAGUAUGAACGUUGGUUUCAUUACAAAGGAUAAGGAGUUUCUGAUGCCUCACUUUGACAAAAUUUUAAGCGGCUGCACAGCUAAGAGAAUCAUAACUCUCGCUGAGCGGCUGGUGAAAGAGGGUAGGCUUCGGGGUAUAAGAUUUGAAAAUUUAACCAUGGAGGAAGGCAAGAAGGCAGAGGAAAUGGUGCUUAUUGGGAGUGGAGUUCUUGUUUCCCCUGUACUGCAGUGGGAUGAGCAGAUUAUUGGUGAUGGAAGAGAAGGUCCGUUGGCUCGAGCGAUUGUAGAUCUUAUUAUCGAAGACAUGAAAUUCGGUCCUCCAACCGUUCGAAUACCAAUUCCAUAUAAAUAACUCAGGUCAACCUAUCAUCUCUGUCUCAUAAUUUAAUGAGACACUAAAAAAUGCAUUUGGAACAUCUAAUGCUAGUACAAGCAAUGUAUAUGUGGACGGGAAUAAGGAUAACAGUUUCACGAGUGAUAUCCAAACUGUGAAAAUUUUAGGAA